Molecule: messenger RNA, 4043 nt
Organism: Stegodyphus dumicola
Lineage: Eukaryota; Metazoa; Arthropoda; Arachnida; Araneae; Eresidae
Gene: Tmtc2
Product: Transmembrane O-mannosyltransferase targeting cadherins 2
Biological process (GO): protein O-linked glycosylation via mannose
Cellular component (GO): endoplasmic reticulum membrane
Molecular function (GO): mannosyltransferase activity; protein binding
Source: RefSeq, a predicted model, not a curated record
AUGAAGGAUUUCUUCUUAUUAGCCCAAAAUAGCGUUAUCCCAGAAGGGCUUCGUGCCAUCAAGACGAAUCAGGACUUGCUGCCGAGCACUCCAAUUGGCCAGCUAUUCUACAAUGACUUCUGGGGAACUCCACUAACCCACAGCGGAUCUCAUAAGUCUUAUCGCCCCCUGUGUGUACUUACGUUCCGCCUAAAUUACGCCCUUGGGGGUUUCGACCCUUGUGGUUACCACUUCUUCAAUAUCCUUCUUCAUGCUAUAGUGUCUGCUCUGUUUACACAAUUUGCUGCUGCUGUGUUUUGUCGCAGCCUCUUGCCGACUCUGGUUGCUGGUCUACUCUUCGCUGCUCAUCCUAUUCACACUGAAGCGGUUGCAGGAGUUGUUGGACGGGCUGAUGUGGGAGCCUGUUUAUUUUUCCUGUUGUCGCUGAUGUCUUACAUGAGAUACUGUAAAUACAGAGACAAAAAGGGGUACUUGUAUAUUUGUCUUAUACUAGCAGCUGCGUCUAUGCUCACCAAAGAGCACGGAGUCACUGUUCUCGUACUUUGUGCUGUGUACGAUACUUUCAUUGUGCACAAGUUACAUCCCAAAGAAAUCAUUGUCAUUUUAAAUCAAAAGAAAUAUCGGCCCCUCAGAGAAGGAUUACUGCAUUUAGGAGGAACAGCAGUCAUUCUACUAGCCAUGCGCUUCCACCUUAUGGGCAGCAAGCCUCCUGACUUUGCGCCAGCUGACAAUCCUGCUUCUGACAGUGAUUCGUUUCUUACCAGAACUCUCACAUUUCUCUACCUUCCCGCUUUCAACUUCUGGCUGCUACUGUGCCCUCGCUGGUUGAGUUUUGAUUGGUCGAUGGAAUCCAUACCACUUUUGACCAGUCCCUUGGAUCCCAGAAACAUUCUUAGUGCCUGCUUUUAUGGGGCUAGUGUCCACUUCUUAGUAUAUCUUUCUCGGUCCCUGUCGUUGCAAAAGCCCAGUGCCUUGUCCGGCAGCUCUGGCUCAUGCAGUUGCUCUUCCUCGUGCUGUAGUUGGAAUCACAGACUUCAACUGGGGAAACACUAUAACAACAAGAGCAACUCUAGCAACAGCAAGCAUUUUACUAGUGCUAUCAAUAAUAAUAACAACAAUAACAAUUACUCCAAUGGACAUCAUAGAGCGAUGAAUGGUACCAGCUUUACUAAUAGUGCAAAUGGUGGUUCUUCUCACCUGUGCCACACGGCAGCCAGUAGUGCGGACUGCCACUAUUUCAAUUCUCUGCACCACAACACAGACGCUGUGAUAAUGGCCACAAGUCUACUGGCCUUCCCCUUCGUGCCGGCCACGAACCUUUUCUUCUAUGUUGGCUUUGUGGUUGCAGAGCGUGUACUGUACAUACCCAGUAUGGGGUUCUGCCUCCUUGUGGCAAUAGGCUUGGACCAACUAUACAGGAGGCAAGAAGGACUUCUCAGGAAGCGAGUUCUAUUAAGUAUUUUUUUGUGUCUCGUGUUCGUCAUGUCGGUGCGUACCGUUCGUCGAAAUAGAGACUGGUGGCAUGAAGAGAAUUUAUAUCGUUCAGGAAUCCAUAUAAACCCACCUAAAGCAUACGGGAAUUUAGCCAACAUAUUGAGUUCACAAGGUAAAAAAGCGGAGGCGGAAUGGGCAUACAAAAAGGCUCUUACCUACCGAUCCAACAUGGCGGACGUCCACUACAACCUUGGCAUACUGCAGCAGGAACAAGGGCGUUAUGAAGAAGCCUUACAAAGCUACAAAUUAGCAAUACAAUUCCGUCCCAGACUGGCAAUGGCUCAUCUGAAUUUAGGCUUAGUGCUAGGCAUUCUGGGAAGAAAAGAAGAAGCUGCAGAGGUAUAUCGCCAUUGUGCGGAACUUGAUAGUAGUGGUUUGAAGGACCCGAAAAUGCAUGAAACGACAAAGAUCUCAGCUCUGUUUAACCUAGGCAGACUAUAUGCUGACGAUGGAUCAUAUAAGGAAGCCAUUCAAGUUUAUCAAGAAGCUGUGCAGAAAAUGCCAGAUCAUUAUCAACCGCAGUCUUUGUAUAAUAUGAUGGGAGAGGCAUUUUUUAAGUUGAAUAAAUUUGAAGAUGCCGAGAGGUGGUAUCAGCAGGCCUUACGCGCUAAAGCAGAUCACAUACCAGCGCAUCUUACGUAUGCCAAGCUUCUGUCAAAAUGGGGACGUACGAGUGAGGCUGAGAAAUGGUUCUUAAAGGCGAAAGAAAUUGCACCGAAUGAUUCCAGUGUUUAUCAGCACUAUGGUCAGUUUCUCACGGAGAACGAACGCCAUCUGGAAGCUGCGCAAAUAUACUUGAGGGCCGCUGAACUUGCUCCAGAUGAAUACGAAAUUAUAUUCAAUGCUGCUAAUACACUCAGGCAAGCAGGGAAAAACGCAGAUGCUGAACACUUUUAUCAAAUUGCUGUGAAGCUGAGACCGAAUGAAGUGACAAGCCAUAUGAACUUGGGAGCCAUGCUGCACGUAAAUGGAAAACUUCUGGAGGCGGAAAGUUCAUACUUAGAAGCUCUGAGACUGAAACCCGACGACGCAAUCACCCAAAACAACCUACAAAAACUUCGUAAUUUAUUAGCACAGAAACGAAUGCAUAGUAGAAGGUAGCAGCCUUUCGUUUCGAUAAAGCUGUAAUGGACUUUGAUCAUUAUAUGAAAAAUGUUUGGAAGAAGGAAGGAUCUUCAGCACACAUCUGGUACUACUAUUUCGGCAAGUACCGUGGGACGAAUUAUCUUGCACUUGAUCUUCAAAGUCAGCUUUGGUCUUUGUCAUCUAAAUGUUGCUGCAGUGUCAAAUAAAGUACUAGCAGCUGUUUUCUAGGCCCAUAAAUUGGCGCCAAAAUGUUACAAGGCUGUGUAUUCCCCAAUUUUGGAAGACAACCACGUUUCUUAUUUUCCACCCCCUUCCUCGUUGUCUCUAGCAGUAAAACUGUGCACUUACUUAACCGAUACCAUAUUGAAAUCUGUUUAAAAAGUGCACUAUUCUUGUGAUUUUGUAAGCACUAUUACCUUUUCGUGUAAAUUGUGGAUAUUAUGAAAUUAGUUUAAAAAUUUUCAGCGUUCUCGUUGGAGCUUUAACACUAAAGAUUGUGGAAAUAAGUGUUUGUAACAAAGCUCAAAAGCAGAAAAACUCAGUUGUUAUUUAUAAUCUUUGUAUAUAUAACUGUUUCUGUGAAGGAAAUUACCUAAAUUAGUGAGAACUUACGAAUUCGUUUCAGGCCUGUUUGCUUUUAUUCUUUAGGUUAUUGUGAAUAAUUUAAAAUUUUAAUGCAUAUGAUAUUAUUUUUUAAUUGAUACGUUUCUCAUGCGUGAUAUUAAGUAUUUAUACGUAAAUAUUUGGUUUUUGUUUGUUUUUGAUUCUUUAUGAAAUCUGAGGACCAAACAUAGGAAAUUGUAAUGAGUGUAGGUAGAAUUUCCGCAAAUAUUUAACACCACUCUUGAUGCUUAUUUUGUAUAUAUUCCACUUACUGCUGUAGCCGUAAUAAUUUAUAGAGAUUAUCCAAUUAAAUGAUAACGGUCUUGCUGCCUUAAAAAUGCUUCGGAUGUAUUAUUUUUUAGGUAGCAUUGUAAGGCAAAAGGAAUUUCUAAAAUUUUCAAUGAAAAUUUGAUGUGCUUAGUACAGAAUUUCAUUGAUACUGAAAUCACCCUGGUGCAAAAAGUUAAUGGUAUCGCAGUGUUUAGUUGUUAAAUUAAAGCUAACUUUUAAUUACAUCAUAUUAUUGUACAAAGUAAGAAAUUAUAUGUUAUAUAAGAUAUUUUAAUUAAUAUUAUGCAGUCUGAAGGAAAGUGUAUGAGUUAAAUCUUAAUUUGGAAUAUAAGUUUAAAUGCAAGAAUUAUUUCAAUUUGUACGAAUAGCUUACUCAGAAAUUAAGUAAAACCGCAGUGCUUUACUUCGCUAGUGAAUUCUCAUUGGAAUCGAUGAUUUAACUUUUGACUUUGCCUUUUCUAUAUUUUCGCCUUCGGGUGAGCGGUGUGAUUGCAUUCUAAUUGACUUAAUUACCGCGAAUGAACUUAGAGCAUAAAAUUGUACUAUCUGGUAAAAAUUCUAUGUAAUUG